Messenger RNA from Monomorium pharaonis (pharaoh ant), 583 nucleotides. Its product is annotated as odorant receptor 49b. The record is from RefSeq and is a predicted model, not a curated record. NCBI's taxonomy places the organism in Eukaryota, Metazoa, Arthropoda, Insecta, Hymenoptera, Formicidae. Gene Ontology annotation, cellular component: plasma membrane. Gene Ontology annotation, molecular function: odorant binding; olfactory receptor activity. The coding region runs from base 218 to 508 and encodes 96 amino acids. Gene Ontology annotation, biological process: detection of chemical stimulus involved in sensory perception of smell; sensory perception of smell. The transcript is spliced from 3 exons.
GAUAUUUAUUACGUCAUAACUUUUUUACUAUUUUAUAGUAUAUGGGUUAUUAUUAAAAUACGUUAAAAUAUAUUCAAUUAAUUUCAGGUUUGCUUUUCUACUGAAUAAAAAAUUCAGAUUUACUAUUGUCUUUCAAUUUAUAGUAAGUACAUUAGUGGUGUGCUUUACUUUAUAUCAAAUAACCAAAACAAACAGUGGAAAAUUCAUUGAAUUAGUAAUGUACAUGUCGUGCAUGUUAAUACAAAUUUUUUUAUAUUGCUGGUACGGAAAUGAAGUCAAAUUGAAGAGUCUACAAAUAAUUAGUGAUUUGUUUGAAAUGGAAUGGUUUACGUUAGACCAAAAUACAAGAAAGGACUUAUUAAUAAUUGCACUACGCGGUAGAAUGCCAAUCGAAUUUAGUAGUGCCUAUGUUAUACCUAUGAAUCUGAAUUCGUUUGUGGGUUUACUUAAGACAUCGUAUUCGACUUAUAACAUACUUCAACAAACUCAGAAUGACAAAGUGAACUAAGAAAACAAUAUUGUUAUAUAUUAUAAUUUUAAUUAUAUCAUGUUAUACUGAUUUUUUCUAAAUAUGUAUUAAGUU